This is a messenger RNA of Limulus polyphemus (Atlantic horseshoe crab), 2906 nucleotides long. RefSeq lists its product as uncharacterized. The transcript is spliced from 9 exons. Gene Ontology annotation, biological process: regulation of DNA-templated transcription. The coding region runs from base 1 to 2223 and encodes 740 amino acids. Lineage: Eukaryota; Metazoa; Arthropoda; Merostomata; Xiphosura; Limulidae. The record is from RefSeq and is a predicted model, not a curated record. Gene Ontology annotation, molecular function: DNA-binding transcription factor activity; 3'-5'-RNA exonuclease activity; sequence-specific DNA binding.
AUGUGCAGUGCCGACGCGGCCGUUCGACCAAUACCAGGGCUCGUCAGGUCUGCUGAGAUACGAGACAGUCUUAGUGGUGGUCGAGUGAAUGGAUGUGACAACGAUCAUUUGAACAACCAGUCAAAUCGAGAGUUGGAAACAGACGGAUUAUUCCACUCCAACUCUCCAAACUCUGGAACAGACACGAAAACCUUGCUUCAAAAUAUUCUUCAACAAGGUCCUCAACAGCUUCAAUUCGCCUUGUACUACAACCACCAGUCUCUCGUUUUAUGUAACAAUACUCCAGGUUCCCUACCACCAAGUCCAUCUGAUAGUGGAGUUUCAGACGUCGAUAGUAGUAGCGGUCAUGUUAGUACAGACGAAGCCAAAACUAUCUUACAGCCGGCCUCAGUCUCUCCAAGAACAUCAAAAUCACCUUCCUCUGGAAGUACACAAUACUAUAAAUCCUCCUGCCAGGUGGCGCUGCAACCUUAUCAGUCACCGUACAAGUAUUCCCAAUCAGAAUAUCCGGGGAUCGUUUCUCGUCACUACUCAGAACCCCACUAUAAACCACCACCUCCAACUCACAGCUAUCUUGAUUCAGUUUCCCAGCAGAAUCCCCCCAGUCCCGGCGCCCACUCCCCUCAGUAUCUGAGGCAGCGUUUAGGACCUCCAUCCCCACAGUCACCUUCUCAUGGCCACGUUAGUAGCACGAGCCACCUACACUCCCUUUGCACUUCGGAAUCUUUAAACACACCUCCCUCUUCUUCCUCCUACUCCUCUGGACUUCAGUCGUCUCCGGGAAGACAAUUAGCCAUUCCAACUUCCGUUAUUACCGCAGCUAACAGCAGUGUUUCCUUGGACUCGUCUUGUCUGGGCGAUGACUUGGACUCGUCUUGUUACGUAGAGGAUCUGUCUUUCCAGCCGAAACCCAAGAAAAAAGUACGGAGAUCGAAAAAUCCAGAUGGCAGCACAACAUCUUGUACGAAGCGGAAAAGUCGGGAAGGUUCAACCACCUACCUAUGGGAAUUUCUACUAAAGUUACUUCAAGACAGAAACUACUGCCCCCGCUACAUUAAAUGGGCAAACAGAGAAAAGGGGGUUUUCAAACUCGUCGAUUCCAAGGCAGUUUCAAGGCUCUGGGGACUUCACAAAAACAAACCUGACAUGAAUUAUGAAACAAUGGGCCGAGCUUUGAGGAUGAACAUAUCGAACCAGAAAAUGAUAAAUGAAGACACAGCAGACAAUGACGUGGAACUGACUGGACGACUACCCCAUUAUGAACUGGUUCAGCGUUGUAAGAACGAACUGAUCAAUUUUCCACUUCCAAUUACUCGUUCAUUCCACCACGUGAACAAACACUUUAAAGAUACAGUACCAUCCCGUGGCCCUCAAGUCUUUCGACUGAUGUCCUGGAAUAUCCUCUCCCAAGCUAUAGGAGAAAGGAUUGAUAAUUUUGUGGCUUGCCCACUGGAAGCUCUAGACUGGAAGACUCGUCGGUGGAGGAUUCUGGAAGAGAUUCUAUUUUAUCAACCUGAUAUAAUCUGUCUACAAGAAGUGGACCAUUUUAAAUUUCUAAAGAAGUCUUUGGGAACAUUGGACUUUUCAGGCGUAUUCUUUCCUAAACCAGAUUCUCUGUGUUAUUACAUUAAGGAUAACAACGGACCUGAUGGAUGUGCUAUUUUUUACGACACCACAAAAUUUCGGUUAAUCAAAACAGUCACUAGGGUUCUGGAAGUUCUAAACCACAAGACAAACCAAGUUGCAAUCCUCUGCAUCUUCAGACGCAAACUGGACAAUCGCGAAAUGUGCGUGGUCACCACUCAUUUAAGGGCUCGGCAAGGCCACGCCUUAGCGGAGUUCCGAAACAAACAAGGGAAAGACCUUUUACGAUUUAUACAGGAAAAUUAUAGUAAAAAACCUUUGCUUCUUGCUGGAGAUUUCAACGCAGAACCAACCGAGCCCGUAUACAAGACUUUACUGUCCUGUCCAGCCCCCAAACUAAAGAGUUCUUACACAUAUUUAAGUGAGUCUCGAGAGGAACCAUUGUUCACAACAUGGAAGAUACGAGAAGAAAAAGAAUCUUGCCACACUUUGGACUAUAUCUUCUUCACACAACGAGACUUCAGGUUAGAACAACUUCUGAAACUGCCAUCAGGGGAACAAAUUGGAGCAAAGCGAGUCCCUUCUUUGCGCUACCCUUCCGACCAUUUUUCGCUUGUAUGCGACUUUAUAUUUAACUAGUUUCCCACAGUUUAGAGUUCCUGCGUAGAAGAGUGAAGAAAAAAACACUGCCCUAUUUUUUUUUUUUUUACCUUGGUGACAUCGAGUGUGGCAAACACGUGUUAAGAAUGAAGUAGAAACGUAGUAGCGUUUUCCUUGACCCACCAAUGUAAGUUUGCCUCCAACGCCCCUGUUUAUACACAAAUAAAACUUAAUUAUGUAUAAGACUGUACUAGCAGUUGCGCACAAUCUAGAAUUCAUAAUUAGCAAUCACAUUUAUAAUUAUUUAAGACGGUGAUUGGCAUAGAUAAUCUGAACAGUGUUCAUUAACACGUAACUAGAUGUAAUUCAACCGGAAUGACAUCUAAUUCAACCAGUAUAAAUGUUUAUUUCAACUAACGAAUGGCUUCUUCAGAACACUUGAACAGUAAUACAAAUGUUUUUCCAAGAAAAAUUACAUUUUUGUAAAUAUAUCAUUCUUGAGGUUGAAUGUUUUAGGUUUAACAACUCUUAUUCGUGUAUAUCCUUCUCCUAAUAAUGAGAGAUAAAAGUUUGAACAUCAAGUUACUUUAUGUAUGUAAAUAAAGAUUAAAUCGAAAAAAAUUUACAGUUCAAAGAGCUUCGUAUUUAUGUACCGUUUUUGUCUUACUUCUAUAAAGCAGAUAUUACAAUUCGUUAUUGGUUUGAUUUAUCUUAAAUUUCGC